Messenger RNA from Camellia sinensis, 2664 nucleotides. RefSeq names its product G-type lectin S-receptor-like serine/threonine-protein kinase SD3-1. Gene Ontology annotation, molecular function: protein serine/threonine kinase activity; ATP binding. Lineage: Eukaryota; Viridiplantae; Streptophyta; Magnoliopsida; Ericales; Theaceae. The record is from RefSeq and is a predicted model, not a curated record. Gene Ontology annotation, biological process: recognition of pollen; protein phosphorylation.
UUUGGACCAUUCUAGGUAUUUCCCAUGGUUUCUAUUCAACGUCGGCUUCUUGAAUUUUUAGGGCCUUGAAUGUCUUUUCAGACAGAAGAGGCCAUCGCUGUUUACAUGUCUGUUCAUUUGCAUCUCUAGAAAUAUUCAGAAGAUAUGCUUGGGAAAGAGAGAAUGCUCAUUCAUUCAUCUUUCCAACUCUUUAUCUCUGUUGGAUUCUUACUCUUCUGGGCUGUCAUCUCGCAAAUUCCCUUGGGUUCGAAACUUUCAGUUGUAGAAAACAACCAGUGGACCUCCUCCAAUGGGAAUUUUGCCAUUGGAUUCUUUCACCGUUCGGAUCAGUAUAGUGUUGGGAUCCGUUUCUAUUCAAAUUCUGUUCCAAUUGGUAAACAAAUGGUGGUUUGGGUUGCCGGAGCUGAACUUACAGUGGGCAACAAGUCUUACCUCCAGCUGACCCAAAAUGGAGAACUGGUUUUGUUUGAUUCCAUAAGAGGAGUCGUUGCUUGGACAAGUGAAACUACCAAUUCAUCGGUUGCUUCAGCAUUUCUUCUUGACAGUGGCAAUCUUGUUCUUCUCAACACAAACAGAGAGAUUGUUUGGCAAAGCUUUGACACCCCAACAGACACACUCCUCCCAGGGCAGAAUUUCUCUGUUGCCAAAAUGCUUCGUGCUGCUAGCAGGAAUUCUGUGUCAAGUUACUACAGUCUUCAUGUUGAAGGUCGGUUGCUACUCCGGUGGGAAAAUAACAUUGUAUACUGGACCAGUGGAAGCCCUUCUCAAUCAAUCCUCCGAGCUAUUCUCAGCUCUGAUGGAACCCUGCAACUUCUUGAUCAAAGAUCCAAAGUGGUUUGGUCUGUGUUUGGAGAAGAUCACAAUGAUUCAGAUGUGAAACUCCGGUUUCUGAGGCUAGAUGUCGAUGGAAAUCUUCGGCUGUACUCUUGGCAUGAUGUUUCAAGGUUAUGGAGACCGGUUUGGCAAGCUGUUGAGAAUCAGUGCAACGUCUUUGCAACCUGUGGCCUCUGUGGCAUCUGCAUCUUCAAUGCAUCAGGCUCCUCUGUUUGCAGAUGCCCAUUUUCAUCUACAAUGGAGUCUAACUUGGAAUGUUUGGUUCCAUAUGGGCAGGACUGUAUGUCUGGUUCCUUCAUGACUACAUACGAGCACACCUCCCUGCAUGGGGUUUACCCACCAACUGAAACAAUCACACGAGCAAGUUUGCAUCAAUGUAAGCGUUUGUGCCAAGAAGACCCUCGUUGUACUGCUGUGACCUUCACCAAUGAUGGGACUGCACAAUGCCGAAUUAUGAGAACUCGAUACACUACUGGUCAAUCAGACCCAUCUUUAAGUUCAAUAGCUUUUGUCAAGAGGUGCUCCGAUCCAAUUGCCGCUUUACCCAUAUCCCCUGCAUCUUCAUUUGUGUCAUCCUCAUCAUCAUCAUCAUCAUCAUCCCCACGUGAUACUUCACUGAAACGGUUGAAUAGGCUUUGCUUUCCUUGUCUAAUUGGAGUGGCAUCAGUCACAUUUGUAGUGUUUAUCCUAAUUCAGAUUGGGAUUGGCUUCUGCAUCUACAAGAGAUGGAACUAUAUCAAGAGGAAAGCUGCUUUAGCUUACACCGGCCCUAACUCAAAAGGUUUGAUCACAUUAACCUUCUCUGAAAUCAAAGACGUUACAGGAAAUUUUAAGCACCAAAUUGGACCAAAGAUGUUUAAAGGAAUGCUUCCAAAAAACCAGCCAGUUGCAGUCAAAAACCUGAAAGGAGCUACUAUGGAAGGAAGGAAGUUCCGAAGCACUGUUGUAAAAAUAGGAAGCAUUUAUCACAAAAACCUUGUGCAGCUGGAGGGUUACUGUUGUGAGUCAGAUCAUAGAUUUUUAGUUUACGAGUUUGCCAAGUAUGGCUCACUGGGAAGAUGCAUAGAAAACCCUAAGUUGUGCAAGAGGCUGACAUGGCGAAAGAGAAUAGAGAUCUGUUUAACAGUGGCAAGGUCCAUUUCGUACUUGCACACGGGAUGCAGGGAGUUUGUAAGUCACGGAAAUCUAAAAUGCGAGAAUGUGGUUUUCGAUGAAAACUUCAAAGCCAAAGUGAGUGAAUUUGGGUUAGGGAGAGUUCAUGAUGACCGUGGGGGAGCGGCAGAGGAGGAUGUAAAAGAUUUUGGCAAGUUGGUGGUGAAAUUGCUGAGUGCACGGCAAGAAGCUGACGAUGUGUGCGAAUGGGCUUAUGAGAAUUGGGUAAAUGGACAGGCUGAGAAGGUAGUUGAUGCAAGAAUAGAGGAUGGGGUGAAUUCAGAAGAGUUGGAGCGGGUGUUGAGAAUUGCUUUUUGGUGUUUGCAAGUAGAGGGGCAAAUGAGGCCUUCAAUGGGUGAGGUCAUUAAGGUGUUAGAAGGAACCUUGACAGUUGAUCCCCCACCACCUUUCAUUUGCCAGCAUCCUCAAGAUUAGGAAGAGGAGUCAUCAGAAUCUGAACUAGAGCCUUAGAACCCUAAAUCAAAUAUGAAUAUUGAUUUAAUUUGCUGGUUUUUCUCUCUUCAUUGUAUAGUGAAGCUAACUGAACUGAUGCAAUAGUUAUGUAUUUUUAUUUUCCACCCAUACUCUUUGAGAUGGGCAUGCCAUUUUUUUCACCCCAACAAAAUUUUUGGGUGUUUUUAGCCAUUGCCAAGGAAUGAAUGAAUUGUUUUGAAGUGU